CACCCCGCGGGCAACGGGGUUUGGGGAUUGUCCCGGGUGCUCUCCCGCGGAGCUGUUUCCAAAAGUACACGUCGUGCGGUUUUGAAUCAUUGUGUUCUGGAGUGAGACGAGGCGUGAAAAACACCGAUGGCCUUCGUGUCCGUGAAGCCCCGCCGUGAAGGGAGGGCAAGUUGAAGACAUCGUCAGAUGACAAACAAAAACAGAGUUAGCUGCCAUAGGCCCUUACCGUGGAAACUACUGAAGAAUGAACCUAAGACACAAGAAAACUGAACCCAAAAGGAAAUAGGGAAAUGCAAGAAAAAAUGGUGUUCACUGUUCACAAUGAUAACAGUAGGAAAAAGUGCGCCUUCUAGUAAGUGGACAAACAAGUUUGAGUACACUGCUCUGCCCCACUCCCUUGUUACGGGGUAACAUAACAAGGUAAAGUACCUCCACAACGAGGCAAGACUAGGUCCUGUUCCUUAAGGAGCCCGCAGCCUUGUCUGUUCUGUUCGUUCCCUGGCAGAUUACAGGCUGUGGAAAUCCCUCUCCCCGCUCUCUAACGUGGAGUCGGCUGAGCACGACUCUCUCGCCCCAGCGCGGGAGGUCUGCGGUCUGCGGGUAUGAGGCGCUCCAGGGGAGCUGGCAUCGUCGGUGUGCAAGAGAGGAGCGGACCUGAGACGCAAGGAGAAGCCCUGCCUCUGGAGCCCAGCUCCUUUCCUCUUCUGGUUUUCCACGGAAGGGGCCAGGAGACACUGGAAGGGAGGCGGAGCCGCCGCUGUUCCGGAGCCCGGAGCCCGGCAACACCCGGGACACGAGACGGCGGCGCAGCGGUACAGCGCCCGACUGCUGCAGGCCGGCUACGAGCCCGAGAGCCCUAGAUUGGACCUCGCUACACACCCGACGACACCCCGUUCAGAACUAUCUUCAGUGGUCUUACUGGCAGGUGUUGGUGUCCAGAUGGAUCGCCUUCGCAGGGCUAGCAUGGCGGACUACCUGAUCAGCGGCGGCACCGGCUACGUGCCCGAGGAUGGGCUCACCGCGCAGCAGCUCUUCGCCAGCGCCGACGGCCUCACCUACAACGACUUCCUGAUUCUCCCAGGAUUCAUAGACUUCAUAGCUGAUGAGGUGGACCUGACCUCAGCUCUGACCCGGAAGAUCACGCUGAAGACGCCGCUGAUCUCCUCCCCCAUGGACACUGUGACAGAGGCUGACAUGGCCAUUGCCAUGGCUCUGAUGGGAGGUAUUGGUUUCAUUCACCACAACUGCACCCCAGAGUUCCAGGCCAACGAGGUGCGGAAGGUCAAGAAGUUUGAACAGGGCUUCAUCACGGACCCCGUGGUGCUGAGCCCCUCGCACACUGUGGGUGAUGUGCUGGAGGCCAAGAUGCGGCAUGGCUUCUCUGGCAUCCCCAUCACUGAGACGGGCACCAUGGGCAGCAAGCUGGUGGGCAUCGUCACCUCCCGAGACAUCGACUUUCUUGCUGAGAAGGACCACACCACCCUCCUCAGUGAGGUGAUGACGCCAAGGAUUGAACUGGUGGUGGCUCCAGCAGGUGUGACGUUGAAAGAGGCAAAUGAGAUCCUGCAGCGUAGCAAGAAAGGGAAGCUGCCUAUCGUCAAUGAUCGCGAUGAGCUGGUGGCCAUCAUCGCCCGCACCGACCUGAAGAAGAACCGAGACUACCCUCUGGCCUCCAAGGAUUCCCAGAAGCAGCUGCUCUGUGGGGCAGCUGUGGGCACCCGUGAGGAUGACAAAUACCGUCUGGACCUGCUCACCCAGGCGGGCGUCGACGUCAUAGUCUUGGACUCGUCCCAAGGGAAUUCGGUGUAUCAGAUCGCCAUGGUGCAUUACAUCAAACAGAAGUACCCCCACCUCCAGGUGAUUGGGGGGAACGUGGUGACAGCAGCCCAGGCCAAGAACCUGAUUGAUGCUGGUGUGGACGGGCUGCGUGUGGGCAUGGGCUGCGGCUCCAUCUGCAUCACCCAGGAAGUGAUGGCCUGUGGUCGGCCCCAGGGCACUGCUGUGUACAAGGUGGCUGAGUAUGCCCGGCGCUUUGGUGUGCCCAUCAUAGCCGAUGGCGGCAUCCAGACCGUGGGACACGUGGUCAAGGCCCUGGCCCUUGGAGCCUCCACAGUGAUGAUGGGCUCCCUGCUGGCCGCCACUACGGAGGCCCCUGGCGAGUACUUCUUCUCAGAUGGGGUGCGGCUCAAGAAGUACCGGGGCAUGGGCUCACUGGAUGCCAUGGAGAAGAGCAGCAGCAGCCAGAAACGAUACUUCAGCGAGGGGGAUAAAGUGAAGAUCGCGCAGGGUGUCUCGGGCUCCAUCCAGGACAAAGGAUCCAUUCAGAAGUUCGUGCCCUACCUCAUAGCAGGCAUCCAACACGGCUGCCAGGAUAUCGGGGCCCGCAGCCUGUCUGUCCUUCGGUCCAUGAUGUACUCAGGAGAGCUCAAGUUUGAGAAGCGGACCAUGUCGGCCCAGAUUGAGGGUGGUGUCCAUGGCCUGCACUCUUACGAAAAGCGGCUGUACUGAGGACAGCGGUGGAGGCCGAGGUGGUGGAGGGGAUGCACCCCAGUGUCCACUUUCGGGCACAGCCUCCCUCCAUAACUGAGUGGUCCACAGAUUUGCACUACGGGUUCUCCAGCUCCUUUCCAGGCAGAGAGGAGGGGAGGUCCUGAGGGGACUGCUGCCCCUCACUCGGCAUCCCCUGCAGAGUCAAGACUGCUCCCUGGGCCAGGCUGCCCUGGGAGCCCCGCCCCGAGCCCAGCCAGCCAGGCUCUCAGGCCCUGCGCCUGCCUCAGGUCUUUCUUGCUGCAGCCUGCUCCAGCCUGGCCCCCACCCCAGGGCCAGGCGGCCCCUCCUGGCUUCUCCUGUAGGGCACCUCCCUGCCCCUAGCCCCCCAGGAAAUGGUGCUCUCCUGGCCCUGCCUCUGGCCCUUCCCGGGCCGCUGCCCCUCAGCCAUGUGGCACUUCUGAGCUCCUGACCUAGGCCAAGGGGAGGUCUCUGCCCCCUUCCCCGGCCCUGGGCUACCCUUGGGUCCUGCUCCUCAGGCCGCUCCCCUGUCCCUGGCCAUGGGUAGGAGACUGCCCUGGUCAUGGCCGCCUGCCUGGCAUUCCUGACUCACCACCAUCCCCAGGUGAACCAUUCCUCCCCUCUCCUCAGCUGCAGUCGAAGGCUUUAACUUUGCACACUUGGGAUCACAGUUGCGUCAUUGUGUAUUAAAUACUUGGAAUAAAUCAAGCAGGUCUCAACGCCUCCA
This is a messenger RNA of Pan troglodytes (chimpanzee), 3235 nucleotides long. It is a transcript of the gene IMPDH1, whose product is annotated as inosine monophosphate dehydrogenase 1. Gene Ontology annotation, biological process: GTP biosynthetic process. Gene Ontology annotation, cellular component: cytoplasm. The transcript has 21 exons. Lineage: Eukaryota; Metazoa; Chordata; Mammalia; Primates; Hominidae. Gene Ontology annotation, molecular function: IMP dehydrogenase activity. The record is from RefSeq and is a predicted model, not a curated record. Bases 940 to 2508 code for a protein of 522 amino acids.